Molecule: messenger RNA, 768 nt
Organism: Pundamilia nyererei
Lineage: Eukaryota; Metazoa; Chordata; Actinopteri; Cichliformes; Cichlidae
Product: beta-galactoside-binding lectin-like
Exons: 4
Coding region: 54-461 (135 amino acids)
Molecular function (GO): galactoside binding; carbohydrate binding; laminin binding
Source: RefSeq, a predicted model, not a curated record
CUGCAGAACUCUCAUUUCUUCUCAGCUGUACUUAACCUACUACAUAUGCCAAGAUGAUGAAGGAUAUGAUAAUAAAGAACAUGACCUUCAAGGUCGAACAAACCCUGACUGUUGUUGGAGUCAUCAAAUCUGAUCCCAAAAGGUUUGUUGUGGAUAUUGGUGAGAGCGAGGACAGAAUUGCAUUUCAUUUCAACCCUCGUUUUGAUGACAGCAGACACAUAAAUAUAAUUGUCUGCAACUCUUUUGAGGGAGGCAAUUGGCAUCAGGAGCAAUAUGAGAAAAGCUUUCCUUUCAGCCCAGGAAAGGAAUUCAAGAUCUCCAUUCAGUUCACUUGCUCAGAGUUUGUGGUGACUUUAUCAAAUGGCUCAACGUUCUGUUUCCCCAAUCGCAUGGGUGCAGAGAAAUACUCUGUCAUGGGCUUUCAUGGGGAUGCUGUCAUCAGAAGCAUUGAGAUCAAGUAAAACGACAUCCACCCUUGAAUUGCUGAAUUGAAAUUCUUGUUUUAUUUUUCUGUUUGUCUGGCAGCAGUUUUUUAACUCUGCACACAGAUGACUGAACAUCCUGUUAUGGAACUCUGCAGUUUUAAAGUAGUCUAAGGGAUUUUUUGGUUUGGAUUUGUAGUUUUUUGCUUGCAAGAAUCAUAUACAGUAAACUAUCAUCAAGUUUCCUUUAAUGUGCCUUUAAAUGCUUCACUAUUCACUAUUUGUAUUUUCCAAGACUUUUUACUUUUCAAUUCUUUCCUGCAAAAGCAUCAAUAAAGCAUGUUCU